Molecule: messenger RNA, 1092 nt
Organism: Engraulis encrasicolus (European anchovy)
Lineage: Eukaryota; Metazoa; Chordata; Actinopteri; Clupeiformes; Engraulidae
Product: basic proline-rich protein-like
Exons: 10
Coding region: 1-1092 (363 amino acids)
Biological process (GO): autophagy; Golgi organization; COPII vesicle coat assembly
Cellular component (GO): endoplasmic reticulum exit site; ER to Golgi transport vesicle membrane
Source: RefSeq, a predicted model, not a curated record
AUGCUUAGGAGAGGAGGUGCGAGCAGACGUUAUGUGAAUGCGCUAAACCGUGGCACGGGAGCCGGUGGUGUUGGCGAGGGUGCACCCAAAAAGACAACGCCCGCGCCCGCGCCCGCCGACCUGUUCGCCCCCCUCGCCCCCAUGCCUAUGCUGCCCGCCAACAUCCUCUUCAGCCCCAACGCCACGGAUGGAGCCAACCAGACGCAACCCCAGAGUGGCGGAGAUGGCGACUGGUUCACUUCGCUUUACCCAAGGAAGAACGAGACCUCCCUCUCUGAUGACAAACACAAAUCGAUUGUUUGGGACGAGAAGAAACAGAGAUGGGUUAAUCAGGAUGAGCCAGAGGAGGAGAGCAAGCCCCUUCCACCUCCGCCAUCUGCCUUCCCAAAGAUGGCCCCAGGACGCGGGAGAAACAUGUUCAGGAGAGGAGGUGCGAGCAGACGUUAUGUGGACAUAGCGAACCGUGGCACGGGAGCCGGUGGUGUUGGCGAGGGUGCACCCAAAAAGACAAUGCCCGCGCCCGCGCCCGCCGACCUGUUCGCCCCCCUCGCCCCCAUGCCUAUGCUGCCCGCCAACAUCCUCUUCAGCCCCAACGCCACCCCGCCCACCAUCCUCCAGGACGGCGCUCCCCCCAUGGCCCCGACGCCGGACGCCAUGGGCGGCUUCUACCUGACGGUGCCCGCGCCAACUGUGCCCACCUUCUUGCCGACCUACCAGGUCGACGGCAGCGCCCCCAUGGCAAUGCCCCCUCUCUCCAUGCAGCACACUGGACCACCCACACCACAGUUAAACUCUGAAAUGCCCGGACACAUGACCCCUCAGUUGCCCGGUCAGAUGCCUUGCCCUCCCAUGCCCGGCCAACAGAUGCCAGGGCAGCAAAUGCCGGGACAAAUGCCCCCGCCGAUGCAGGUGCCUAAGCAGGUGACUCAGCCUAUGCCAGGCCAAAUGGCAGGCCAGAUGCCAGGCCAGAUGCCAGGCCAAAUGGCAGGCCAGAUGCCAGGCCAGAUGCCAGGCCAGAUGCCAGGAGGGCACAUGCCUUCCCCGCAGGUCCUAUGUUCCCCGCAACCGGGGCCCCGCCAGCAGCAGGCAUGA